Messenger RNA from Cajanus cajan (pigeon pea), 1839 nucleotides. RefSeq lists its product as uncharacterized. Gene Ontology annotation, cellular component: endoplasmic reticulum; COPII-coated ER to Golgi transport vesicle. The record is from RefSeq and is a predicted model, not a curated record. Lineage: Eukaryota; Viridiplantae; Streptophyta; Magnoliopsida; Fabales; Fabaceae.
UUAGACGGCAAGUUGGACUGAAUUGACCUUGAAUAAGGGGUCAUAUGAUCCCGUGUUAAGGUCUUUCUUCAUUCUUCAACCAACCCCUUCUUUCCGCACGCGCCAUUCACCGGCCACCGUCCACGACGGAGCGCCGUUCAUCGCUCAAUAUUCUCCGAAAGGUGGGUGCUUCUUCUCAGAUUUUGGCUGCCAUCCAUGGAUAAAGUCUUCAACAAGCUCCGCAAUUUGGACGCUUACCCAAAAGUCAAUGAAGAUUUUUACAACCGCACGCUCGCCGGCGGCCUCAUCACCGUCGUUUCCGCCGCCGUCAUGCUCUUCCUUUUCUUUUCCGAGCUAAGUUUAUACCUCUACACAGUUACGGAGAGUAAGCUUUUGGUGGAUACUUCAAGAGGAGAUACCUUGCAUAUCAAUUUUGAUGUCACUUUUCCUUCUGUUCGAUGUUCAAUACUCAGCUUAGAUGCAAUGGAUAUUAGUGGCGAGCAACAUCUUGACAUACGACAUAAUAUAGUGAAGAAACGAAUUGAUGCUAAUGGUAAUGUUGUAGAGGAAAGGAAGGAUGGAAUUGGUGCGCCAAAGAUUGAGAGACCCUUGCAGAAACAUGGUGGCAGACUUGGACACGAUGAAAAGUAUUGUGGUUCAUGUUUUGGUGCAGAAGAGUCAGAUGAACACUGUUGUAAUUCUUGUGAAGAAGUGCGUGAAGCAUAUAGGAAAAAGGGCUGGGCACUGACAAAUAUGGAUUUGAUCGAUCAGUGUCAAAGAGAGGGUUAUGUGCAAAGGGUAAAGGAUGAAGAAGGUGAAGGAUGCAAUAUUCAAGGAUCUCUUGAAGUUAACAAAGUAGCAGGAAAUUUUCAUUUUGCAACUGGGAAAAGCUUUCUUCAGUCUGCUAUAUUUCUUGCUGACCUGCUUGCUUUACAGGAUAAUCAUUAUAAUAUAAGCCAUCGGAUCAACAAAUUAAGUUUCGGUCAUGAUUUCCCUGGAUUGGUUAAUCCUCUUGAUGGGGUAAAGUGGGUGCAAGGACCAACUCAUGGCAUGUACCAGUAUUUCAUAAAGGUGGUCCCUACAAUAUACACAGACAUUAGAGGUCGUGUUAUCCAUUCAAAUCAGUAUUCUGUGACUGAGCAUUUCAAGAGUUCAGAGCUGGGUGCUGCAGUUCCUGGAGUUUUCUUCUUUUAUGACAUCUCUCCAAUCAAGGUUAACUUCAAAGAGGAACAUAUUCCAUUUUUACAUUUUCUGACCAAUAUUUGUGCAAUUAUUGGAGGUGUAUUUACCGUUGCUGGAAUUAUAGAUUCAUCUAUAUAUUAUGGUCAGAGAACAAUCAAGAAGAAGAUGGAGCUUGGCAAAUAUAGAUGAUGUGGUCACAUCCUACACACGUGGGCUAGUAUCCUAAUCUAGUCUCUGCUUUUGACGUACAUGAUUAACUUGAGUAUCAUUUAUAAUGUGACCGCAUAUGCACAUGAUGCCAAGGGUAAACAGCGUCGUAGAUUCAGUUGAUGCAUGGAGUGUAUUUUUUGAACAUGAUUUUUCCUUUCAUGUGUAGCAAUUCCAAUUUAGUUCCUACUUUAGGGGCUUUUAAUGUACGGAUGAAGAUGAGGAAUGCAAAGAGUUGGGAAAAUGGAUAUUUUUUGCUGCAUAAUACAUGGCAUCACAUGAUUGAUUAUGCAUAACAUAAUGUUCUUGUAUUUCUGUCCCCUAUGCUGUAAUCUGGCUAAGAAUCUGAAGCUGUUUAAGUUGGGAUUUAAAUGUUUUGUCGCGUUUACUAUCUACUUAGUUAAUGAUUACAAUUCAAGGGCAGCAAUGUUAUUUGAUAUGAAUGAGAAAUGUUUCAAAAGUUUUGUUUAA